UUGCAUGCUGAACUCUCAACAAUCAAAUUGAAAGUACUGCGAGUACAAUGGGUGGAAAGCAAUCUCGCAGUUUCUCCAAAAAGGACUUGAAUGAGCUGAGCACGAGUCAAAGCCGGAAGAGCGCCGGGAAGGAUGACUUGCUGAGCCUGUCAUCGGCUGCCGAGAGGAUCCGCAGACACACGACGGUCCACUUUGGAUAUAGCACCCUCAGUUUGGCUAUGCGGGGGCUGAAUGGUACCCCCGCUGAGCUCUGGGAGCUCAGGGAACUCCAGAAGCUAAACUUGUCAAUGAACUCUUUGUGCUCUUUGCCCCCUGCCCUGGGAACUCUGGACAACCUGGUGGUCCUCAACUUGUGGGGAAACAACCUGUCUAACCUACCGCCUGAGAUCGGCCUCCUUAAGAAGCUGCGGGUUCUCUUUGCAUGCCGGAACCGCCUGAGCGAGGUACCGGAGGAGCUUGGAUCUUGUGUCCGCUUGGAGGUGCUCAGCCUGGCCAAUAAUCAAAUCACAGGCCUCCCUAGCAGUUUAGGAUCCAUGCACAAUUUGACCAAACUCAACCUCAGCCACAACCGGAUCGUCCACAUCCCAACAUGCGUCUACAGCAUGAAGGGCUUGGUCUUUCUUCAUCUUGCUUGCAAUCGGUUGGAAACCAUUGCGGACCAAAUCCAGGACUUGGUAAACUUAAAGAUCCUGAUUGUGGAGGGCAACAGCAUCCACACGUUGCCUAAAACGCUUUGCUUUCUGGAGUCUUUAGAGCUCCUCAAUGUUGACUUCAAUGACCUGCAAAACGUGCCGAUGGAAAUGUACCUACUGAGCAAGCUCGGGAGGUUGGCAUGCCACCCGCUGGAUAAAGGACUACACAUAAUCCACAACCCCCUCCUCAAGCCUAUCCAGGAGGUGCUGCAAGGAGGACUCAGUGCCCUCUAUAACUACCUCAAGCCCACGUAAAGACUAGAACUCUGCAUCCAAAGUGUGUGUCACUCUGGGUUGUUGGCACAAA
This is a messenger RNA of Cheilinus undulatus (humphead wrasse), 999 nucleotides long. Its product is annotated as leucine-rich repeat-containing protein 30-like. The coding region runs from base 48 to 947 and encodes 299 amino acids. NCBI's taxonomy places the organism in Eukaryota, Metazoa, Chordata, Actinopteri, Labriformes, Labridae. Gene Ontology annotation, molecular function: protein binding. The record is from RefSeq and is a predicted model, not a curated record. The transcript has a single exon.